UAACAAUGCUGGUAAAAUGAUAUUUGGAUCUGGAACAAGACUUACAGUGCAACCUAGAGAAGAAUCGAAAACAGAGGCCUUUAUUUUAGGAUCUGACCAAGACAAUAAGGAUGGCAAAGCCAGAGCCUGCCUCAUCACAGACUUCAGUUCACAUAACAUCAGUGUUACAUUGGGAGAUGAAACCUUUGAUGCAGACCCCUCAGUAAUUAAAGGAGACAAGCAGUACAGUGUGGUGGCAUUUCUCUCAGAAAGCAAAGAUAGAUCAGACUUCAACUGCCGUGCAGCUGUUAAUGGCAGUAUGACUGUACGAGACAGCAAAGAUAAAGAAAGCGUGUGUGAGUCUGAUGUGGCAUAUGUUUUUGAAUCAGAUGAGAAACUGAACUCUUUGAGUUUGGUGGUACUGGGUCUGAGAGUUAUAUUUCUGAAGAGCAUUGCAUUCAAUGUGCUCAUGACAAUCAGGGCGUGGAUGAGUUAGGAUACAUCAAAUAUAUGAUGAAGACAUGGAUUGUUGAACCAAAAGGAAUGAAGCAAACAUUUUAUUCAAGCAGUUUUCAGAAGUUCUAGGCUUGUGGGUUUGAUUAGGCUUUACAGAGAUACUAUUGGAAAUUGAAAAUACUUUGUCAUUCUUUUCUCAGUAAGAAUGAUAUCGCUUUUGUAAUGGCAAUGCAUUAUGCUUUAGAAUGCAAUAUUGAAAUAAUCAGAUUUGCCUAUAAAAUAUAUGUAGCUUUUAUCAAGAAAUGUUUUCAGUGAGCUUAAAAUAUAGAUUGUAAGCUGUCUGGUUUGAUUAUAUUAGUUAAGUAAACAAUGCACUGUAUUUCACAGAGCUUUAACUCAUACAUUAUUUUUUAAAACAUCCACUACCAUAAGCGGGAACUGAUCAAAUUGGAAGCUGUAAGAAAUUGUUUAAGCUCAGCUCUUCUGAAAAGAGAAUAGUGGCACAUCUACAUGGUUCGUAUUACUGUGCAAACAAAAUGCACACUAGUUAGUUAAAGCUUUGUGAAUAGGUGUCAAAGUUAUUACAAACAGUGAAUAUCAACUAU
Polyodon spathula (Mississippi paddlefish) is the source of this 1040-nucleotide messenger RNA. Its product is annotated as M1-specific T cell receptor alpha chain-like. The transcript has 5 exons. The coding region runs from base 17 to 475 and encodes 152 amino acids. The record is from RefSeq and is a predicted model, not a curated record. NCBI's taxonomy places the organism in Eukaryota, Metazoa, Chordata, Actinopteri, Acipenseriformes, Polyodontidae.